GCACAAUUGACAUGGGGAGCCAGCACAAGAGCGGGAAGCAGCAGGAGAAGAACGGUAGCUUGAAGCUUUACGUGCAGAUCUACAACGUGAUUCAGAUCCUUCUUUGCUCUUACAUGGUCUAUGGUCUUAUGCCAUGCAUCUCGUUCCCGAACAUCUUCGGGAUCAACUCGGAGUUCGAUGCUCAGGGCGAGUGGUUCGUGUUUGUGCACUACUUGUCCAAGUUCUUGGACUGGUUCGACACACUCUGGAUCAUCCUCAAGAAGAAUCGGAAGCAGCUUUCCUUCCUGCAUGUCUAUCACCAUAUGACCAUUCCAAUGGUUUGGGGCUACCUUCUGCACAAUGGCGUUGCCAAUGGCACCACCCGUUACGGCGCUUGGGUCAAUUCCCUGACUCACGUCAUCAUGUACUCCCACUACCUUUGGACCUCCUUCGGCCUGCGCAACCCCUUCAAGCAUCUCAUCACAGGCUGGCAAAUUGCUCAGUUCUACUCCUGCCUUCUCCAUGCCUUCGUAGUCCGCGCGCUCGAAGAGACGGAAUGCUGGAAGAUGGCAUGGCUGCAGAUUUGCUAUCAGGUG
This is a messenger RNA of Symbiodinium pilosum, 575 nucleotides long. Lineage: Eukaryota; Dinophyceae; Suessiales; Symbiodiniaceae. The record is from the annotation of a GenBank genome assembly.